Molecule: messenger RNA, 1569 nt
Organism: Hermetia illucens (black soldier fly)
Lineage: Eukaryota; Metazoa; Arthropoda; Insecta; Diptera; Stratiomyidae
Gene: Spag1
Product: sperm-associated antigen 1
Exons: 5
Coding region: 73-1536 (487 amino acids)
Cellular component (GO): mitochondrion; cytosol
Molecular function (GO): heat shock protein binding
Source: RefSeq, a predicted model, not a curated record
UUUAACUUUUGAAAAUCAGGAAAAAUAACAACGAAUACAUAUUUCUGAGUAAAAAAAUAUUUGAAAGGAAGCAUGUCAUCAUCACGAAGUUUAUUAGAAAAAUAUGAUAUCCCUGUAUCUUAUUUGGAUUAUGGAUAUAUUAACGAGUGUAAUAACCCAAAAACUUUGGAGAAAAUCGUCGCGAUACUUCGAUCCGGUCAAGAAGGAUACUUUCCAGAUUUGACGAGACAUGCUGAAGAAAAGUUAAAAUCCUUAAAACCACGAAGCAAGAUUCUUCGAACAGAGGAUCCUUUAUUAACUAGGCAUGCCCUGAGCUCCGCGGAAUGGAAGGAAUUCAAUGAACCCGUAAUGGAUUGGAUUAACGAUAUGCGCAAGAAAGAUAGAGUUCUGUUAAGGGAAGCAGAGAAAGGGGUUGAAAUGACUUUAAAAACACCACCAAUUAGAGAAGGUUCUAAAAAAAUUGAGCCCGCGGUCGAAAAACCUGAAAAUAAAAUAAACCAAACAAAAACUGACCGGAUAAGGUCAACAGAGUAUGCCAAAUGGGACAAAUAUGAUGCUGACACCGAAGAGCUUAAAAUCGACCUUGAAGAGGAACGAGUCAGAGAAGAAAUCGAAAGGAAAAAUCGACGCAAUUUGGAAAAAACAGCACAUUGCAAACAGGAUCCUGUUGAUAGCACGGAAUUAUGUACAUUAACAGACAUUGAAAAAGAGAAGUUGGCUUUACAACAUAAAGAACGUGGAAAUGAUUAUUUCCGAGCAAAAGAAUAUAAGGAAGCUAUUUGGGAAUACACACAAGGUAUCAAGAUAAUUCCUUCCGUGAAUGGUUAUAAUAAUCGUGCAUUAGCUUUUAUGAAAUUGAAUGAUUACCAAAAGUGCAUUGAAGACUGUGAUAAAUGCCUUGAACUUGAUUCAAGAAAUAUAAAGGCUCUUCUUCGAAAAGCGCAGGCUUUGCUUAACCUCGAUAAACGUAGAGAUGCUUACGACGUAUAUGUACAAAUUAUCUUAUUUGAACCAGGAAACAUUACAGCAAACAAUCAGAUAAAAGAUUUGCAAAAGCAACUUCCAGAUUUACCACCAAUUUCGGCAACUAGAAUUCGCAUAAUUGAAGAAGAUUCGAGCUCUGGUGCACAGCAGGACCAAAGUAAUAAAAAUGCAGGAAACUCAUUCGCGUUGGGAGAAGGAAGUUCAAUCGAUGGUCAAAAUAUAGAUAGAGCCAAUUCACUGAAAAAAGAAAGCAAAGGCUCCUCUACUGGAAAGGAUAUGAAUAGAGGAGAGACUAAAUCCGCCAAUCCGAAACAAGAAAUCAAAGCACAAUGUCCUGAGCAGGAUUUGGCUAAACUAAUAAUGCCUAAUAAGGUUGUUAAAAGCAAGCUCAAAGCUGCUGUUGAAAAACUUGGUAGCAUGCAAAAACAGUCAAAAGUGGAAUUUCAAAAAGCUGCCAAGAAGAAAUCGGAUAAACCGCCUGAGAUGCAGAUACAGUUAGAGAAAAUGGAUAGAGAUAAUUGCAAAAACAAAGUUCUUAUUGAAGAAAUAUAAGUGGAUUGACAGCGGUGCGUAUUUACUAAAUAA